This is a messenger RNA of Anguilla rostrata (American eel), 1748 nucleotides long. It is a transcript of the gene gpr68, whose product is annotated as ovarian cancer G-protein coupled receptor 1. The record is from RefSeq and is a predicted model, not a curated record. Bases 550 to 1674 code for a protein of 374 amino acids. The transcript has 2 exons. NCBI's taxonomy places the organism in Eukaryota, Metazoa, Chordata, Actinopteri, Anguilliformes, Anguillidae. Gene Ontology annotation, molecular function: G protein-coupled receptor activity. Gene Ontology annotation, cellular component: membrane. Gene Ontology annotation, biological process: cellular response to pH; G protein-coupled receptor signaling pathway.
UACAAUGACUAAACAAUGUUCGUUUUUUUUAACGAAGAUUGUAUAUGUAAGCAUAUGUUGAAGAUAAUUUUUUCCCAUUUAAUUUGUAGCUGCGCCAAUGUGUGACUGAUGUGUGGUAAGUUAUUAUAGAGGAUUCAUCUUCUGUAACUAAAUUUGCAUGUCCGUUUCUCACCUUGAAGCGUUUCUCAGAACUCACUUGUUGAGUAGGGGGGCCAAGACUAAGAACAGGAAAAAAUAGGAAACUUUGAAGCGCUGUACCCGCCCAAGAGUUGUGACACGUAAUCUGGGGUCUCCUACGCUCCGCGUUUGUGCGCUUCCUGGUUAGAGGAGACGGCAACUCCUGAUUAGAGGGACUGCAUAGCUGUCGGAUACUGACAUCAGAUACCCAACUGACUGGCCGAUGCACUGUGCCCGGGAGGUGGAUAAAGUUUCUAGUUGACUUGACCUUGGAUCCCCUGCCGAGAGCCCUAGCAGCUGUGGCCCCCUUCCGAGUUUGAGGGCGGCGUGGGGGGAGAUGAGGAAGAGGCGGCACCCGGGAAAAGAGGCGGCAUGAAGAACAUGACAGAGGAGGGAAUCAUUAACUGCACCAUCAGUCACGAGAUCCACCAGUACCUGUUUUCGUGGGUCUACAUCCUGGUCCUUCUGAUCGGCUUCCCCGCCAACGUGUACUCGCUGUACCACGCCUGGCAGCAGCUGCGGGCGCGGAACGAGCUGGGCAUCUACCUGCUCAACCUGACCGUGUCCGACCUGCUCUACCUGGCCUCCCUGCCCCUCUGGCUGCAGUACAUCUUCAAGGGCGAUGACUGGGAACACAAGGAGUGGCUCUGCAAGCUCUGCGGGUUCCUGCUCUACGAGAACAUCUACAUCAGCAUCGGCUUCCUCUGCUGCAUCUCCAUCGACCGCUACCUGGCCGUGGUCUACCCCUUCCGCUUCUCCGGGCUCCGCAGCAUGCGGGCCGCCACCGCCGCCAGCGCCUUCAUCUGGCUGAAGGAGGUGGCGGUGGGUGUGGUCUUAUUCCACCGCAAGGAGCUGAGCACGGACCGGACCAACCAGUCGGUGUGCUUCGAGCACUACCCGAUGGCGGACUGGGAGCGCCCCAUCAACUACUACCGCUUCUUCGUGGGGUUCCUCUUCCCGCUGGGCAUCCUCUCGGCCUCGUACUUCCGCGUCCUGCGGGCGGUGAACAAGAGCACCGGCACCCAGAGCGCCCAGAAGACCCGCAUCAAGCACCUGGUGACCAGCACCAUCGUCAUCUUCCUGGUGUGCUUCUCGCCCUACCACCUGUUCCUGCUGAUGCGCACGGUGCUGGAGAGAGCCUGCCCCUUCAUCGAGGCCAUCUUCAACUACUACCACUUCUCGCUCAUGCUCACCAGCUUCAACUGUGUGGCCGACCCGGCGCUCUACUGCUUCGUGGGCGAGUUUGCCCAGCGCGAGAUGCUGUGGGCCCGCCAGGCUUGCAGCCGGGUGCUCUGCUGCGGUCCUGACGCCGCCGCCGCCGCGCCCAGCGGGAACGGGACCUGCGAGGCCACGCCGGUGCAGGAGUCCGAGGAGAUGGGCGUGGUCGCACCAAACAAGGGGCGGGGCGAGGGCACGGACGGACAGGACGAGGAGGUGGAUGACCACCCGUGGGGCAAAUCAGAUCUGGUCUCAGACCAAAGGACCACCAUCUUGUAGGAUUUGUCGCUUUAUUUAUUCGGUGUUCUUUUUUUUAGUUUUUGAAGGAAAAAAAGGGUGUAAAACGUAUCAUU